AUGGGUCCGGGGGUGAAGGGAGAAUUGGGUAAUUGGGUAAUUGGUAAUUGGGUAAUUGGGAUAGGUAGUGUUUCGUUGGCCGGAACGAUUGCCGCUUCAGACCCCGAGGAGGGUUACUGGGUGUUUACGGACCGGGAGCUCUGGUGGGAUCUGGGCGUUGGGAACAGAGGACCCAGGGAUGAAGGCCUGCGGCAGAUCAUCCGAAGGCUUUGGAGCGCGAUGCGAGCGGGAAUUACGAUUUCUGCGCAGGGCGCUAAUUGCAGCGGUGGGUUGAAGGGAGUGUUUGGUAGCAAGGCGCUCAAGAACUCUUGCAAGAUAUAUGUGCAAACUGCAGCGCGUCUUUGUGUCUUUCUCACCGACUGUGAUGCAUACAUGUGCUGGGCAAGUAGGCCCAAGCGCUCAGGAUCCAAUAGUACUUCCACAAACAUCUCGGAGUUCAGUACUAGCGGGUUUAAUGCCAAGGGGCAACACCUCUGCAAUGGUCGUCUCCAGAAACUCCAGGGUGAAACUCAAACAGAGUUGUUGCCCGGGGCGGAGGAGAUAUCCUAUGCGGGUUAUGAGCGAAAAGGGGAACGUCCCAAACGCAUACUUGAGUGUCUUCAGUAUUCGGGAAUGUCGCACGAGGUCCUCUUUCGUCUUCGAAACCAUUGUGCCAUGCGGAACGUUCCAGUCCCAUCCCAGCGUCAUCGUCAUUGA
Molecule: messenger RNA, 696 nt
Organism: Cantharellus anzutake
Lineage: Eukaryota; Fungi; Basidiomycota; Agaricomycetes; Cantharellales; Hydnaceae
Exons: 4
Coding region: 1-696 (231 amino acids)
Source: RefSeq, a predicted model, not a curated record